Molecule: messenger RNA, 2126 nt
Organism: Agrilus planipennis (emerald ash borer)
Lineage: Eukaryota; Metazoa; Arthropoda; Insecta; Coleoptera; Buprestidae
Product: leukotriene A-4 hydrolase
Exons: 10
Coding region: 228-2066 (612 amino acids)
Biological process (GO): proteolysis; peptide catabolic process
Cellular component (GO): cytosol
Molecular function (GO): zinc ion binding; aminopeptidase activity; epoxide hydrolase activity
Source: RefSeq, a predicted model, not a curated record
GCAGCGCACACUAAUAAAAGAUAAAGCAACACUUGCUGUAUUAAUAAAAUACCAAUCGACUAUUUUACAUGCAAAAAGCAGCAAUUUUCACUUAUCUCUAUCAGUUUAUCAAACAUAGAUUAAUUAAUCAGACUGAUUUAUCCCUAUCUUAACCUCUAAUUUAAAAAGGUGUUCAAUGUUCAUGUUGACACAUUAGUAAAAACACAUUACUUAAACACAGUUUUAAUAUGCCACAUUGUGAAUUCAGUCCCCUAGAUCCUUCAUCAUACUCAAGACCAGAUGAAGCCCUUGUUACUAAUAUUGUAUUAUCUCUAAACGUUGAUUUUAAUAAAAGAGCUUUCAAUGGAAGUGUAAAACUAGACAUUACAAAGGUUAACCCGAAAGCAAAAGAAAUUAUUUUGGAUGUUAAAGACUUAAACAUUGUUGACGUUACUGAUUAUUUUGAAAAUCAAAAAUUAAAAUAUGAAAUAUCUGACCCUUUUGCUGAUUUUGGCUCCAAGAUGACUGUAGAAUUGCCAGAAAACAAUAAAACCAGUUAUACUUUGCUAAUUAAUUAUUCUACAAGUCCCAAUGCUAGUGGUUUACAAUGGCUUAAGCCUGAACAAACUCUUGGAAAAAAGCAUCCCUUUGUUUUCAGCCAGUUUCAAUCGAUUCAUGCUCGUUCUUUUCUGCCAUGUCAAGAUACACCUGGGGUGAAAACAAGGUAUACCGCAGAAGUAGUAGCUCCUUCAGACUUAACUGUGUUAAUGUCUGCACUGCGAAAUGGAGCGACAUCAUUGUCAAAUAAUAAAAUACAAUUCAACUUUGUACAAAAUGUCCCUGUCCCUGCAUAUUUAAUAGCAAUUGCAAUUGGAGCGUUAAAAUCGAAACAAAUUGGGCCAAGAAGUCAUGUGUGGGCUGAAGAAGAUAUUUUGGACGCUGCGGCCUACGAAUUCGAAGAUACAGAAGCAAAUCUAAAAACUGCCGAGGACAUAUGCGGUCCAUAUGUUUGGAGCAUUUACGAUUUACUUGUUUUACCACCAAGUUUUCCUUAUGGUGGUAUGGAAAAUCCAUGUUUAACUUUUGUAACACCGACAGUAAUAGCUGGUGAUAAAUCCUUGGUGAGUGUUCUUUCUCAUGAAAUUACUCACAGUUGGUCUGGAAAUUUGGUAACAAAUCGUAAUUUCGAACAUUUUUGGCUGAAUGAAGGUUUUACAGUUUUUAUCGAAAGAAAAAUUAUAGGACGUCUGUUAGGGAAACAGGAGCAGGACUUUGAUGCUCAAAGUGGAACUGCUGAAUUAAAGGAAGAAGUAAAUCAUUUGGGAGCAAAUAGCCCUUACACAUCUUUAAUAAUUGAUUUAAAAGGAAAAGAUCCGGACGAUGCUUAUUCUAAAGUACCAUAUGAGAAAGGUCAAACAUUUUUACGUUAUUUGGAGUUUGUUGUUGGGGGGCCAGAAAAAUUUGAACCGUUUCUUAGGGAUUAUUUUAACACCUACAAAUACAAGUCGAUCGAUACUGACAUAUUCAAGAACCAUUUUAUGACGUAUUUUUCUUCUAAUCCCGAAAUUUUAAAAGUAGACUGGCAAACGUGGUUACACAGUCCUGGAAUGCCACCCAUCAUUCCUGAAUAUGAUAUGACAUUAGUUGAAGCUUGCAAUGAUUUCGUAAAAAAGUUUUUGGGUUGGAAUGGAAAGACUGAAGAUGCUCCCUUUACUGAAACUGAGUUUAACAAGUAUAGCACAUUGCAAAUGAUCCAUAUUUUACAAGAAAUUAUGGACAGUACUCCACAAAGCAUCGAGAAAUUAAAAGCUACUGAAAAAAUAUUAAAAUUCGCUGAUAAAAGAAACACGGAAAUUAAAUGUAGAUGGCUAAGAAUUUGCUUAAAGGCACAUUGGGAGGAAAAAAUUGAAGAUGCUUUAAAUUUCGUCAACGAAUAUGGAAGAAUGAAAUACGUGAGACCCGUCUAUCGAGAGUUGUAUGCUUGGGAAGCAUCAAGACAGCGCGCUAUAGACAAUUUUGUAAAGCAUCAAGAGUUUUACAUGACUGUUGCUGUUAAUGGUUUACGAAAAGAUUUGCAUCUUCAAUAAAAUUUGUUGUUGUAUAUAUAUAAUAAUUAUACAAUUUUAAUAAAUGUAUUUCUAUUGCAA